AUGCCUGAGUUGUGGGGACAUCUCACAUGCCAAGAGGUACUCAAGGCUGCUCCCUCUGGUACACUGUCUCUGAAAUUACAAAAGUGGGCUGAUCUUGGUCCAGCAAUUCAUCUGCUUCCCAACAAUGUCAAAGAUCACAUUUCUCUGGCUGCAGCUGCCAAAGGCAACAUGGCAUUGAAGUGCAAACAGCAAAGCCAACAGUCCCCUGUCCACAUUCCAACCACCUCCAACCACCUCCACUCUCAGGCCAGUCAUGUGAAGGCUAGAUCUUCACCUGUGCCUCCUCCAGGACCUUGUAGUUCCCUUGUCUCAGUUAAGGUCCCUGUCAUCCCUAUCCUCUAUCCCUUGUGUCAGAGGUACUCCUAA
Pisolithus orientalis is the source of this 366-nucleotide messenger RNA. RefSeq lists its product as uncharacterized. The transcript is spliced from 3 exons. Bases 1 to 366 code for a protein of 121 amino acids. The record is from RefSeq and is a predicted model, not a curated record. Lineage: Eukaryota; Fungi; Basidiomycota; Agaricomycetes; Boletales; Pisolithaceae.